Messenger RNA from Colletotrichum graminicola M1.001, 1644 nucleotides. RefSeq names its product sugar 1,4-lactone oxidase. Bases 1 to 1644 code for a protein of 547 amino acids. The record is from RefSeq and is a predicted model, not a curated record. NCBI's taxonomy places the organism in Eukaryota, Fungi, Ascomycota, Sordariomycetes, Glomerellales, Glomerellaceae. Gene Ontology annotation, cellular component: mitochondrion; membrane. Gene Ontology annotation, molecular function: D-arabinono-1,4-lactone oxidase activity; FAD binding. The transcript is spliced from 3 exons.
AUGUCUCCCGUUGCGUCGCUGGACCCGCGCGUGCGCGGCAUCAUCGAUGCCGCCGCCGACGACGGCAUACCCUUCCGGGCGAAGACGGCGCACUUCCACACCACGUGGGCGCGCACCUUUGCCUCGAUGCCGGAGCUCUACAUCCUUCCCGAGUCGCAGGAGGAGGUUGAGAAGGCCGUCCGGCUCGCCCGCCGGUGUCGGCGGCGCCUCACCACCGUCGGCCACGCCCAUUCGCCUUCGGACUUGACGUGCACGAGUAACUGGCUGGUCAGCCUCGACGGGUUCAAGAAGGUCUUGUCUGUCGACAAAGAGACCGGACUGGUUGUCAUGCAGGCCGGCAUCCGCCUCUGGCAGCUGACAGAGGAGCUGAACAAGCAUGGCCUCUCGUUCCCUGUGCUGGGAAGUGUCAAUGAACAGACCAUCGCGGGCGUCAUCAGCACGGGCACUAGGGGCAGCACCUUGAAGUACGGUCUGCUCUCCGAGUCCAUCGCAUCCCUCAAGAUCGUUCUGGCCAAUGGCGAGACGGUGUCAUGUUCCCCUACUGAGAACACUGAUCUCUUCCGCGGCGCCUUGCUGUCGCUCGGCGCCCUCGGCAUCAUCACCGAAGUCAGCUUCCGGGCCGUGCCGGCGUUCAGCCUGAAGUGGCAGCAGACCAUCCAGGCGGAGAGCAUCAUGCUCGAUUCCUGGAAGCAGAACAACAAACUGUGGACCCAGUCCGACUUUGUUCGCGUGUGGUGGCUGCCGUACACCAGACGAGCCGUGGUCUGGAGGGCCGACAUCGUUACCAAGGAGGACCUCGAGUCUGGCAGGGAGAAGAACCGAGAUCCGCCAGUCGGCUACUACGACGGGGCCCUCGGCUAUCACAUAUACCACAACCUACUUUACCUAUCACGUUUCAUUCCACGCAUUCUCCCCUGGGUCGAAUGGUUCGUGUUCGGCAUGCAGUACGGUUUCAACGACGGAUACACGUCGGGGGCCGUGCAGCCCAUGGACAAGGCCCUCUGGAUGAACUGCCUGUACAGCCAGUACGUGAACGAGUGGGCGAUCCCGCUCCACCGGGGUCCCGAGGCCCUGAUGCGCCUCGGGUCCUGGCUCAACAGGCUGCAGCCGGGCGACCCCGACUAUGUCGAUCACGGCAUCCCCUAUUCGGCCGAGGGCCUCUACGUCCACUCUCCCGUCGAGGUGCGCGUCUGCGACGCGACCGUCAACACCAGCGCCGAGAAGGGCAACCGGCCGUUCCUCGACAGCACGAUCAAGGACGGCCCGACGCUGAACCUCAACGCCACCAUGUACCGCCCUUACGACCUCGACCCCCCCGGCCUGCGGCGCUGGUUUGAGGGCUUCGAGUGGCUGAUGCGCGACCUGGGCGGCAAGCCGCACUGGGCCAAGAACUUUGAUGUCAAGAACGAGGAGUUUGCUCAGUGGUACGGGGACGACAUGGUGCAGUGGCGCCGGGUCCGCGACGAGGUCGAUCCCGACGGCCUCUUCGUCGGGCCCUGGCACCGCCAGUUUGUCCUGGACCCCGCCACUCCCCGCCUCCCAUUCGAGGAGGUCGAGAAGACGAGGCACGACGCCGGCAAGGGGGUCACUGUGUACGGCGCCCGUGCGGCACUUGAUGAUAUUGAGACGGCCGAGAAGGCGUGA